AUUUCCCUAACCAGAAAGCGGCGAAGCUGAGAGAAUGAAGGUAGCUCCCAAAGUGAUAUUGCUCUUCAACGAUUCGCACGGCUCCGGUGCCGCCAUCUUCAGCGCUCUCAGGCCACGCCCUAACUCCGACCUUCAACAUCGCGAAGAACCAUUUCAACUGUCACUGGAAAAGUACGGAAUCCACGAUCUUAAUGCUUCUGGAAAGAUCCUCCAUUUCGAAUCUCCCACCGGUGUUUAUGUGGUCUCUGUGUUGCUUUUAGAAAGUUACGAGCCUCCAAUAUUAGCUUGUGCUGUUAGUGAAACUUUGGCUGCACUGGCAUCUGGUGAAUCAUCAUCUGUGCCUACAAUUGUAGUCCCAUUUGUUGUUCCUGGAACUAAGCUGAGGGCAGAGAGUAAAUUUUCUGCCACUACGGACAACACUCAAAUAUAUGGGUUGCAGUUUGGGCCGUCUAACGAUGAGACUCGGGCGUUGAGCUUGAAAUUUCCAAAUCCACCGCCGUCUUUACAGAUUUUUCAUGAGCAAUUGGCGUGCUUUCUCCAAUUUGUCCGCGUAUUGAUGUUGCCUACAAUAGUGUUGAUUGGGAAAACUGGUCAGGGUACACACAGCCUAACAUCAGAUGAACAACUUCAGGCUAUAUAUCAGAUUGGGGAGCAUCUGGCCAGCUUCUCGCCACUUUGUUUAUCGAGUGAGAGGAUCACAUUGGAGUUUUCGGUGAAGGUUAGUAGGGAGAAUGAAGAGCCUUGGCGUGCCCUGUAUGGUUGAAUUUUGAAAAUUGUUUUGUUUCAGGCUUUUAUUGACCAUGUUAAACUUGUUUGAAUUUACAUAGUAAAAGUAUCUGUUGAUAUGUAAACAAUGUUGUUUAAAUAUAUAAACAUAAAAUAUUGUCUCCUAG
This is a messenger RNA of Cuscuta campestris, 893 nucleotides long. The record is from the annotation of a GenBank genome assembly. Lineage: Eukaryota; Viridiplantae; Streptophyta; Magnoliopsida; Solanales; Convolvulaceae.